Messenger RNA from Ramularia collo-cygni, 1002 nucleotides. RefSeq lists its product as uncharacterized. Lineage: Eukaryota; Fungi; Ascomycota; Dothideomycetes; Mycosphaerellales; Mycosphaerellaceae. The transcript has 3 exons. The record is from RefSeq and is a predicted model, not a curated record. The coding region runs from base 1 to 1002 and encodes 333 amino acids.
AUGUCAGAAAUUAGUGCACCCAAUGGCAUUGUACUCUAUUGGUAUCCAGCAUCUCCAUUUGGACGAAGAGUUACGUGGUACCUUGCCUUGAGAAACAUUCAAUAUGCCGAAUGCAUUCAACCGCCGAUCCUCCCAAGGCCAGACAUUGACAGUUUAGGAGUGACCUACCGCCGCUCGCCAGUGAUGGCGAUUGGAAAGGAUGUCUACCUCGAUACAAGGCUCAUGAUUGCCAAGUUGGAGGAGCUAUUCCCGCCGUCGUCACAGCAUCCAGCUCUCUCCACUAAAGAGACUGCUGGAAUAGCGGGUUUGCUGCAGAAACUGGCCAUUGAGGGCAGCAUGUUUCGAGAAGUCGUGAAGAAUAUUCCUUCUCAUUUCCCAUUGCUACGCGAUGAAAAGUUCCAGAAAGAUCGAGCCGGCUUCUUCCAGCCCUCGUUCAAGAUGGAAGCGAAGCUCAUACGACCCGAGGGUAUCACUCAAAUGAGGCAUCUCUUUGACGUUGUGGAAGCUCUGUUCGCAGACGGGAGGGAGUGGGUAGGAGGGACGUCGCAGCCCACAUUAGCUGACCUUGAAGGUAUUUGGCCACUGGAUUGGUUGAUUACCGAUCUUGAGCCAUCCAAAGACCAUUUCUCGGCGACCAUUUACCCCAAAGUCUACGCCUGGCGGGAUCGAUUCAGGGCAGCGCUCGAUGCUGCAAAACAGCGAACGCAGAAGGCUACCAGGGUGAAAGGAGAACAGGCCACUAGCAUUGUCACAUCAUCACAAUUCGUCGACCACGACCUGAGGGUUGAUGCCAAAGAUCCGCUCAGGCUGAAGGAGGGUACAAUGGUGGAAGUUUUCCCACUCGAUGGCGGCGGGCACAGUCACCAAGRCCGUGGUCGUCUGAUCAAGUUGAACAAAGACGAAGUCGCCAUUGCUGUGAAGAGCAAGGAGGGCAGUGAGAUCCACGUCCACGCUCCACRCUGGCAGUUCCGGGUCAAGGCUGCCGAAAGUGCUCGGCUGUGA